Molecule: messenger RNA, 1077 nt
Organism: Lolium rigidum
Lineage: Eukaryota; Viridiplantae; Streptophyta; Magnoliopsida; Poales; Poaceae
Product: probable periplasmic serine endoprotease DegP-like
Exons: 10
Coding region: 1-1077 (358 amino acids)
Molecular function (GO): protein binding
Source: RefSeq, a predicted model, not a curated record
AUGAACCCACAGCUCGCCCAUGUCCGUGAACGUGGAACCAACGCAGUUCUCUCCGCAGCUAAAUUCCUCCUCGGACUCUCUUCCUACAUCGGUGGUAAGCCGUUAAUAAGGUGCUCUGGUUUCUGGAUCGAUUGGGAUGAUGAGAGCAAAACUGGCACCAUUUUUACCACUGCACAUCUCAUCCGCUCGAAUAACUCGGAAUUUGAUGUUUGGUUAGGACAAGAUGAGUAUGACCCGAAUGCUAAGGUUAUGGUUCAUUUGCUAGACGAUACCGCUGUAGAGGCCCACUUGCUCUACUACCAAGUGCAUUACGACAUUGCUCUCUUUAGAGCAAGAGUGGAUAGUCCUGUUCAGUUCCCCUCUUUUAAUGAUAGAGUGCAGUACGCCCAGGAGGUUUUCCUCCUUGGAAGAGCUGAAAAUUUAGAUCUCAGGAUAACCUAUGGUCGGGUAGAAUACUUAAAUCCAGAUGUCUUUCAGCGGUAUCACUUCAUGUUCUCUUCCAAAACAGAUGCUAAUCAGUAUGAUGAUGGAGGGCUGGUCAUUGACUUGGAUGGGAAGGUUGUGGGAAUGGUGAACAUUACUUCACAAGGGUCUUUUAUACCUUGUUCUAUCUUGCUCAAGUGCUUGGACUUGUGGAGAAAAUAUGGGCACAUCACUCGGCCCCACCUUGGAUUCAAGUUUUUCGCCAUCAAGUUUCUAGACCCUCUUUAUAUUGAGAAGAUCUGGCGCAAGUAUAACAUUGAUGAUGGUCUUAUUGUUAAUGAGGUGGCAGAUGGAUCAAAUGGUGAGAUGCUUGGAAUUCGAAGGGGUGACAUCAUUUCAUGUUUCAAUGGUGAACAAAUUUCUACUACAGUUGAGUUGGAGAACUUACUGCUGGACAUAUGCAAGGAUUUUGAUAGAACAAAUCAACCCAGUGCCGAAGUAGACGUCGUGAUAAAGGUAUUUAAUAUACGUAAAAGUCGAUGGAGGGAGCUUCACUUGACUACAAAUAUAUCUGAGCAUGGUGAAGUUGUUGCAAGAGAAUCCUACUCUUCCUUUCACUUUGGGAUAAAGGACUUCUCUUUCGGUGGCACCUAA